AUGGCCCCCACCGGUGUCUCCAAGGCCACUCUCAAGGCUCAGUCCGCUCAGAAGGCUAACGCCAAGGGUAUCCAGGCUAAGACCCAGCGCAAGAUCCGCACCUCCGUCCACUUCCGCCUCCCCAAGACCCUUUCUCUUGCUCGUGCCCCCAAGGUCCUCCGCAAGUCCAUCCCCUCGGCCACCGCCCUUGACGCCUACACCAUCGUCAAGUUCCCGCACAACUCCGAGGCUUCCCAGAGCCAGAUCGAGGCCCACAACACCCUCGUCUUCAUCUGCGACGUCCGCUCCAACAAGCACCAGAUCAAGCUUGCCCUCAAGUCCCUCUACGACAUUGAUGCCUCCAAGAUCAACACCCUGAUCACCCCGUCUGGUGUCAAGAAGGCUUUCGUCCGCCUCGUCCCUGAGCAGGAUGCCGCCGCUGUUGCCUCCAACAUUGGCCUCAACUAA
Molecule: messenger RNA, 447 nt
Organism: Fonticula alba
Lineage: Eukaryota; Rotosphaerida; Fonticulaceae
Product: 50S ribosomal protein L23Ae
Exons: 3
Coding region: 1-447 (148 amino acids)
Biological process (GO): ribosomal large subunit assembly; translation
Cellular component (GO): ribosome; cytosolic large ribosomal subunit
Molecular function (GO): structural constituent of ribosome
Source: RefSeq, a predicted model, not a curated record